Molecule: messenger RNA, 1865 nt
Organism: Dunckerocampus dactyliophorus (ringed pipefish)
Lineage: Eukaryota; Metazoa; Chordata; Actinopteri; Syngnathiformes; Syngnathidae
Gene: mnat1
Product: MNAT1 component of CDK activating kinase
Exons: 9
Coding region: 534-1469 (311 amino acids)
Biological process (GO): positive regulation of cyclin-dependent protein serine/threonine kinase activity; regulation of transcription by RNA polymerase II; nucleotide-excision repair
Cellular component (GO): transcription factor TFIIH holo complex
Molecular function (GO): cyclin-dependent protein serine/threonine kinase activator activity
Source: RefSeq, a predicted model, not a curated record
GGAGGCGGCGCUCACCAGCAGCUCCGUGCGCACCGCGUCCGCGUUGGGUGCCGCUCGCUCCAUGGACAACUCAGCCGCCUCCAGCGCCACAAGCUUGAUGCACUCCCGCUUGUCGACCUCCUUCACAUUUUCUCUCUUGAUGGCAUUUGCUGUGGUGACUUCUCCAGCAGAAGAAGAAGACAUUUUUUGUUGCUCAAGGCUUCCCUGGUCGAGUCACUCCUCCCAGCUCGAUCAGGUUACCACCUCGCCAUGCGAAGGCGAUCGGAUAUCUGACAGCAGCUGAAAGUAGAUACUUCUCCCUCUCUCUACCCCCAAAGCCUCCCAAUGUGACUUUUUACUCCACGCAGACUGCAAGUGGACGGAGACACGGUGAGGUCUAUGCACAGGAGAGCCACGCUAUUGGCCGCCCAAGGCCCCCAAGAGGGAGGAGCGACAAGGAUCCAGACUCCAGUGUUUGCUUUCCAGCUGUCACUCAUACAAGCUCCACCGUAUCGUCCAACAGCGCGCUCACCUGUGCAAGAGAGAAACAAAAAAUGGACGACCAAGGGUGUCCGAGAUGCAAAACAACAAAAUACAGAAACCCUUCGCUAAAGCUGAUGGUGAACGUCUGUGGACACACGCUAUGUGAGAACUGCGUGGAGAUGUUGUUUGUCCGUGGCUCGGGCAACUGUGUGCAGUGUGACACGCCCCUGAGAAAGAGCAACUUCCGUGUGCAGCUCUUCGAGGACCCCACUGUCGACAAGGAGGUGGAGAUCCGCAAGAAGGUGUUGAAGAUAUACAAUAAGAGAGAUGGUGACUUUCCUAGCCUGAGAGAAUACAACGACUACUUGGAGCAAGUAGAAGACAUUGUGUUUAACCUUACAAACAACAUUGAAGUGGAGAACACCAAGCUGAGGAUGGAGCAGUACCAGCGGGAGAACAGAGAUCUUAUCCAGAAGAAUAAAGCUAAGCUUACGCGAGAACAAGAGGAACUGGAGGAGCUACUUCUACUGGAGCAGCAGGGCAAUGAUCAGCGGAGACUGGAUGUGCUGCAGGAGGAGCAGAGGCAGCUUCUGGCCAAAAAGAAGAACAAGCAGGCUCUGCUGGAUGAACUGGAGCAAUCUCAGCUUCCUGCCUCCAUCUUGCUUGCCCAACACAAGGCCCGUGUUUCCCAACUGGAGACUGAGAUAGAGCAGCAGAAACACAUGGUCAAACCCACCAAUCUCUUUUCAACAGGAAUUCAGAUGCGUCAGACGGUAUGUCUACAAGCUGUACCCAAGUUAGAAGAAGCUCUAUACCGCUACAAUCCUCUCCAAAUUGAAACCUAUGGACCACCGGUGCCUGAACUGGAGCAGCUGGGAAGACUUGGAUACUUGAACCACGUGCGGGCCGCCAUGCCUCAGGACACAGCUGGAGGAUACAGCUCGGCUUUGGCAUGUCAUCGAGCCAUCCAGGAUGCUUUCAGUGGCCUCUUUCCACUAACAGGCUGACCUCAAACUCUUUUUCACAAAAAGGGGUCUACUAACAGACUAGAAAUACAUUACUGAAGACAAACACUAUCAUGGUCGUCAGUGAUUACUGUAAUGUAUAAUAUUAUUUUAUUUUCUGUAUCACUUUUAUAUAUAAAUAAAUCAGAAUUCCCACAGUUUGUCAUAGCAAUUUAUUUGAAAGUGAAACGUCUCAAUGGAAGCUCUGAUAUCAAGCAUUUCUAUAAACAACUUAGUUGUAAAACAAAUGCAACUCGCCCACCCCACAAUGAGAUGAAAGAUGUACAACAUUCUACGACAUUCGAUGCAAGAGUUGGAUUCAUUAGAUAACACCCAGUUUUGAUACUCAUUUAACAAUGUUUGUUGUUAUGCUUGUAGUGUGUAAACUGAGAGAAACAA